AUGAAAAAGGCCUUGGGUCAAACUGUGAGGGACCUCAAGCGAGGGGUGAACAAAAAUGUUCUAAAGGUCCCUUCCCUGGAGCAAAAGGUGCUUGAUGCAACUAGCAAUGAGCCCUGGGGUGCUCAUGGAUCACUUCUUGCAGAUAUUGCUCAAGCUUCAACAAACUAUCAUCAGUACCAAAUGAUUAUGCCUUUAAUUUGGAAGCGUCUCAAUGAUACUGGAAAAAAUUGGCGGCAUGUUUACAAGGCUUUAGUUGUUUUGGAUUACUUAGUAGCCAGUGGAUCGGAGCGUGUCAUAGAUGAAAUAAGGGAACAUUCAUAUCAAAUAUCUAUGUUAUCUGAUUUUCAAUUCAUCGACUCUAGUGGAAAAGAUCAGGGAAGCCAUGUUAGAAAGAAAUCUCAGAGUCUUGUUCUUCUUGUCAAUGAUAAGGAGAGGAUACAAGAAGUCCGCCGAAAGGCAGCUACCAACAGGGACAAAUUCCACAACUCAUCAAGGGGUGAUAUGCAUCGACCUGGUUCAUAUUCAAGUUCAGGAGGGUAUGGUGACAGAUAUGAAGAGGAACGUUAUAGAGGCAGAGAUGAAGAGAGAAAUGGAUAUGGGAGAGAAAAAGAAUGGGGUUAUAGAGAUGAGGACAAAUAUGGUAGGUAUGGUAAUUCAUACAGUCAUGAUGGGGAUCGCUAUGGUAGAGGUUAUGAUGACCGUAGCCAAGAUGAAAACAGAGAUGAUGAUCAUCGUCAGAGUGUAGAUGACUACAGUAAUGACUCAAGAAGUACAAGCUAUGACAACAGGGAUCGUGCUUAUGAUGAUGAUGGUCAAUACUCUCCUAGAGAAAGCAGUGCAAGGGCUGAGGAUCGCUCUCAAGAUGGAAGUGUUAACGGUAUGCAACAUGAGAGAAGGUUUUCUGAACAAAACCUCGAUCUACCUCCCAGUUAUGAGGAAUCUAUUGGUGCAUCUCAAAGCCCCACACAUAGUGAGAGGAAUGUGGAAACAACUUCAACAUCUGCUCCUAAAGUUUCCUCACCUCAUGCAAUUGAAAGUCCAAACAAGGAAGCCACCCCUGCCGUUGCACCAGUUGCUGCUUCAUUGUCCACUCCACUUUCAGCUACUACUCCACCAGAGAACAAGGAUAUUGAGAGCUUUGAUGAAUUUGAUCCUCGAGCUUCUUUUUCAGUGGCCAGGGCUCAAUCAAAUAAUCCUAUUCCAAUUACUUCCAUUGGCACUGAAGUGGAUUUACUUGGCUCCUUAUCUGAGCCAUUUUCUUCUAAUUCAUUAGUCCUUGCAUCAACAACUACAACCACGUCUGAGAUGUUUGAGGACCCUUUUGGUGAUGGUCCUUUCAAAGCUGUACCAACCUCAGACACAGUUCAAAAUCAGCCGCAAAACAUUUCUCCUCCAUCUUUCCCUCCUAACUCAAAUCUAAGUCCUGAACUGUGUGCUGAGAUCCCGAGUAUAACAUAUGCAGCACCCAAUUAUGCUCAUCAGGAGCUGUCCACAUCCAACCAUGAUAUUGAUAUAUUGGCUGAUAUUCUCCCUCCUUCUGCUCCUUCACCUUCUCUGCAUCCCUCUAGUGACCAUGCAAUUUCAAGUGUCCCAUUUACAGCGCAGACAGGUUUUCCAUCUUACAGUGGGCUAGCUGUACAACCAACAGGUUAUACAACUACCCAUGUUCAGGAUGCUUCACCAACAGGUUUUGCAGCUCAACCUGGUUUACAGUUACCACAGACUAGCUUUCCUAUUCACGGGCAACCUUUAUCUCAGAUUGGGUUUACUGGUCAAACGAGCAAUUCACCAUAUUUUUGUGGUUAUUCAGUUCAACCUGGCCAAACACCACAGACAAGUUUUGGUCCGCAAAGUGGUCAAUUUGCACCUCUUAAUGGCUUCCCAUUUGCAUCGGGUUCAUUUCAGGUAACUGCUGGUCAAUCUCUGCAGACCAAUGUUAACUUUGGAGGUUACAACACAGGAUUGGGAGAUACAAGUUCAAUUAGAAUGCAAAUGGGUCAAAGUCCUACUGGACCAUCUUUCCUUACGCAGGCAGCUACUGCAUCCCAUAUGCCUUCACAAAUGAAUCUUCAAUAUUCACAAAAUCAAACAAAUAAUGUGUCAAUGCCCCCACUGUCUACUCCAAUUUCAACAGCUCUCGUCAUCGGCAACCAACAAGCGAAAGACAAAUUUGAGACAAAAUCUACCGUGUGGGCGGAUACACUGAGUCGUGGAUUGAUCAAUUUGAACAUUUCUGGAUCUAAGACAAAUCCUUUAGCUGAUAUUGGAGUUGAUUUUGAUGCUAUUAACCGCAAGGAGAAGAGGAUGGAGAAACCUAGUAUAACCCCUGUGACAUCAACUGUUACAAUGGGUAAAGCAAUGGGUUCUGGUUCUGGUAUUGGCCGUGCUGGUGCAGGUGCUCUAAGGCCUUUGUCAAAUCCAAUGGCAGGGGUUGGCAUGGGCAUGGGUGUUGGUGCUCCUGGAGUAUAUGGAGUAAGCCAGCCUAUGGGCAUGGGGAUGGCUAGACCAAUGCAUAUGGGAAUGAGCAUGAACAUGAACAUGGGGCAAGGAGUACAAAUGCAACAACCAACUGGUGGAUCUAUUAUGCCAGGAGGCUACAAUCCCAUGAUGGGCACAGGUAACUAUGGCCAACAACCAUUCGGUGGUGGAUACCAAUAA
This is a messenger RNA of Solanum verrucosum, 2658 nucleotides long. Its product is annotated as clathrin interactor EPSIN 2. The record is from RefSeq and is a predicted model, not a curated record. Gene Ontology annotation, molecular function: clathrin binding; phospholipid binding. Gene Ontology annotation, cellular component: clathrin vesicle coat; endosome; plasma membrane. Gene Ontology annotation, biological process: endocytosis. The transcript has 13 exons. Lineage: Eukaryota; Viridiplantae; Streptophyta; Magnoliopsida; Solanales; Solanaceae. Bases 1 to 2658 code for a protein of 885 amino acids.